Molecule: messenger RNA, 1205 nt
Organism: Castor canadensis (American beaver)
Lineage: Eukaryota; Metazoa; Chordata; Mammalia; Rodentia; Castoridae
Gene: Tecr
Product: trans-2,3-enoyl-CoA reductase
Biological process (GO): very long-chain fatty acid biosynthetic process
Molecular function (GO): oxidoreductase activity, acting on the CH-CH group of donors
Source: RefSeq, a predicted model, not a curated record
UCCCUUCCCGUGGGGAGGUCAGAGGUGGGGACUGUCGGUCGGCAGCUGGGGCUGCAGUCCGGUGGGCAGGACUGGUGGCGGCGGCAUGGACCUCAGCUUGAGUAUUGUGGCCCGGGACGCCAACCAGGGCCUUAGCCCUGGCCUUGGCCUUGAUGGCCUCCCCCGGCCCCCGCCCCCCAAGGCGAAGAAGCAUAAAAAGGCUGUGCUCUUUUUUGAGGUGGAGAUUCUGGAUGCGAAGACGAGAGAGAAGCUGUGCUUCCUGGACAAGGUGGAGCCUCAGGCCACCAUAGCUGAAAUCAAGAAUCUCUUCACCAAGACCCAUCCGCAGUGGUACCCCGCCCGCCAGUCCCUGCGCCUGGACCCCAAGGGCAAGUCCCUGAAGGACGAGGAUGUCCUGCAGAAGCUGCCGGUGGGCACCACGGCCACACUGUACUUCCGGGACCUGGGGGCCCAGAUCAGCUGGGUGACGGUCUUCCUGACGGAGUAUGCAGGGCCCCUUUUCAUCUACCUUCUCUUCUACUUCCGGGUGCCCUUCAUCUACGGCCACAAAUACGACUUCACGUCCAGCCGGCACACGGUGGUGCACCUCGCCUGCAUCUGCCACUCGUUCCACUACGUCAAGCGCCUGCUGGAGACGCUCUUCGUGCACCGCUUCUCCCACGGCACCAUGCCGCUGCGCAACAUCUUUAAGAACUGCACCUACUAUUGGGGCUUCGCCGCAUGGAUGGCCUAUUACAUCAACCACCCUCUCUAUACGCCCCCCACCUACGGAGCCCAGCAGGUUAAACUGGCGCUGGCCAUCUUCGUGAUCUGCCAGCUGGGCAACUUCUCUAUCCACAUGGCUCUGCGGGACCUGCGGCCGGCUGGGUCCAAGACCCGGAAGAUCCCGUACCCCACCAAGAACCCCUUCACGUGGCUCUUCCUGCUGGUGUCCUGCCCCAACUACACUUACGAGGUGGGGUCCUGGAUCGGUUUCGCCAUCAUGACGCAGUGUGUCCCAGUGGCCCUCUUCUCCCUCGUGGGCUUCACCCAGAUGACCAUCUGGGCCAAGGGCAAGCACCGCAGCUACCUGAAGGAGUUCCGCGACUACCCGCCCCUGCGGAUGCCCAUCAUCCCCUUCCUGCUCUGAGCCGGCCACGCCGGGCCACCGAGGCCAGCGCCGGGAUAAAGCCCUCCUACCCGCCCGACUCGGGUGCUGCGUGUUC